AAUGUCCACCACCACCCUGUUCCCACAUUAUCCGUAAGUCUUGCUAAAGGCAAGAUUGCUGUUUUCUGGAAUUUUCAAAGACAGACAGUUGGACUACCUGCAGUCAUCUGGAAUUUGGCCAGAACAAAGGAAGUAAGCAAAUAGAAGACUCCCAAAUAAGGUAUAUAUUUAUCAUCAAAGCAGAUGCCCAAGCCUGUUUACCUCACUCAGAGGAGGCGCCCACGGCAACUAUGAACUCUUACUUUACACAGAGUCCUUGCACGCUGGGUUCUGCUGGUGUCCAAGUCCUCAGAGGCUUUGAAGUAGCAAAUUGUGUUGGUGGGAUGGAGCCGCCAUCAGCCCCAUGUUGGACUGUUGGCAGCCUGGGACCGUGUAGAACCACAGAUGUGGACACAAGCAUUUUUCCUUUCCUUUCUCUUUUUCUCUUUCUCUCUCUCUUUUUUUUUUUUUUUUUUUUUGCAGAUUGUAAGAAAGGAGAGGGGAAUAUGGGAAUUUAUUUAUUUAUUUACUUAUUUAUUUAUUUUGAGACAGUGUCUUGCUCUGUUGCCUAGGCUGGAGUGCAGUGGUGCGAUCUCAGCUCACUGCAACCUCCACCUCCCAGGUUCAAGCAAUUCUCAUGCCUUAGCCUCUGGAGUAACUGGGACUACAGGCAUGCACCACCUUGCCCAGCUAAUUUUUGGAUUUUUAGUAGAGAUGGGGUUUCACCAUGUUGGCCAGGCUGGUCUCGAACUCCUGACCUCAAGUGAUUCACCCGCCUCGGCCUCCCAAAGCACUGGGAUUACAGGCAUGAGCCACCGUGCCCAGCUGGGAUCGAUUUUAGAAAAAGAUUAAGGCUGAGUGCAGUGGCUUAUGCCUGUAAUCCCAACGCUUUGGGAGGAUCACUUGAGGCCAGCCUGGGCAACAUAGUGAGACCCCGUCUCUACAAAAAAUUAAAAAUUAAAAAAACUAGCUAAUCAUGGUGGCAUGUGCCUGGAGUCCCAGCUGGUCGAGAGGCUGAAGUGGGAGGAUCACUCGAACCCAGGAGUUCAAGGCUGUAGUAAGCUAUGAUUGCGCCACUGCACUGCAGCCUUGGCAACACAGCGAGACCCCGAUUGUAAAACAAAGUUCAGUUUAAGAAAGAAAAAAGAAAAGAAAAAGGUUAAGAUACUUUUUUCGGGGGAAUGUUUACAGAGGCUGUGGGUCAGAAUGAAGCAACACCAGAAGCUAUGGAGACUGGGGUUUCUGCUGUGUUUCAACUUGGUUUUUUGUGUUCUCGGGAGAAGACACCCUUGGCCGUGGGCCGUGAGACCUUUGAUGUGUGUUUACGCUGACCGCGAGUUGUUGGGAUGGCUUCUGCGGUGGGUGGUUCUCUUGGUAUUCUCGGUUUUGAAGCUUAUUUUUAGACUCUGAACUCUCCUUCUUGGCAGGAGUUGAAUCCCCCUGGGGGUUUUCAAGUUGUUCUUGGACUGCUGGUUUUUGAAAUAGAAGCCCCUUUGGUGGGGUCCCCCAUAAACCCAGGCGCUGGUGCCCACCUUGUGAUGUGAAGGCUCCUGUAACACGACCUCACUUUCCUGGCCCCGCACUACUCACCUGCCCCACGGGACACAGGUAAAAUGUCGGUUCCAGGACCUUACCAGGCGGCCACUGGGCCUUCCUCAGCACCAUCCGCACCUCCAUCCUAUGAAGAGACAGUGGCUGUUAACAGUUAUUACCCCACACCUCCAGCUCCCAUGCCUGGGCCAACUACGGGGCUUGUGACGGGGCCUGAUGGGAAGGGCAUGAAUCCUCCUUCGUAUUAUACCCAGCCAGCGCCCAUCCCCAAUAACAAUCCAAUUACCGUGCAGACGGUCUACGUGCAGCACCCCAUCACCUUUUUGGACCGCCCUAUCCAAAUGUGUUGUCCUUCCUGCAACAAGAUGAUCGUGAGUCAGCUGUCCUAUAACGCCGGUGCUCUGACCUGGCUGUCCUGCGGGAGCCUGUGCCUGCUGGGGUGCAUAGCGGGCUGCUGCUUCAUCCCCUUCUGCGUGGAUGCCCUGCAGGACGUGGACCAUUACUGUCCCAACUGCAGAGCUCUCCUGGGCACCUACAAGCGUUUGUAGGACUCAGCCAGACGUGGAGGGAGCCGGGUGCCGCAGGAAGUCCUUUCCACCUCUCAUCCAGCUUCACGCCUGGUGGAGGUUCUGCCCUGGUGGUCUCACCUCUCCAGGGGGCCCACCUUCAUGUCUUCUUUUGGGGGGAAUACGUCGCAAAACUAACAAAUCUCCAAACCCCAGAAAUUGCUGCUUGGAGUCGUGCAUAGGACUUGCAAAGACAUUCCCCUUGAGUGUCAGUUCCACGGUUUCCUGCCUCCCUGAGACCCUGAGUCCUGCCAUCUAACUGUGAUCAUUGCCCUAUCCGAAUAUCUUCCUGUGAUCUGCCAUCAGUGGCUCUUUUUUCCUGCUUCCAUGGGCCUUUCUGGUGGCAGUCUCAAACUGAGAAGCCACAGUUGCCUUAUUUUUGAGGCUGUUCUGCCCAGAGCUCGGCUGAACCAGCCUUUAGUGCCUACCAUUAUCUUAUCCGUCUCUUCCCGUCCCUGAUGACAAAGAUCUUGCCUUACAGACUUUACAGGCUUGGCUUUGAGAUUCUGUAACUGCAGACUUCAUUAGCACACAGAUUCACUUUAAUUUCUUAAUUUUUUUUUUAAAUACAAGGAGGGGGCUAUUAACACCCAGUACAGACAUAUCCACAAGGUCGUAAAUGCAUGCUAGAAAAAUAGGGCUGGAUCUUAUCACUGCCCUGUCUCCCCUUGUUUCUCUGUGCCAGAUCUUCAGUGCCCCUUUCCAUACAGGGAUUUUUUUCUCAUAGAGUAAUUAUAUGAACAGUUUUUAUGACCUCCUUUUGGUCUGAAAUACUUUUGAACAGAAUUUCUUUUUUUUAAAAAAAAACAGAGAUGGGGUCUUACUAUGUUGCCCAGGCUGGUGUCGAACUCCUGGGCUCAAGCGAUCCUUCUGCCUUGGCCUCCCGAAGUGCUGGGAUUGCAGGCAUAAGCUACCAUGCUGGGCCUGAACAUAAUUUCAAGAGGAGGAUUUAUAAAACCAUUUUCUGUAAUCAAAUGAUUGGUGUCAUUUUCCCAUUUGCCAAUGUAGUCUCACUUAAAAAAAAAAAAAAGAAAAAGAAAUGGAUAAUUUCAUCUACUGCCUUUACUUGGGGUUAAUGUGAUUCUUAAACACCUUCAUCAUGGAACUCUCAGAGUGGGGUCCGUUUUGGUUUCCUGGUGGUGGGUUUUGAAAGAUAAGGGAAAGCACAUUUUGAGCAUGUCUGGGUACCAUGGUGCGGAUGCUUGGGAACCAGAACUGUUUCAGAGGAAUCUAAAGUCUGAUUUUAGUUUUCAGAGACACAGCUUGUUGUAAAACAUGAGAAGACAUGAUUUCUAGGACUCAAGCAGCAAGCCAGGAUUCUAGGUUGGCUGCUGUGUCAUCUUUGAAGUCAAGACAAAGCUGGGCUCGACCUUCAAGGGUCCUCGUUUUGAUAAUACUUCAGAAUAGGGAACUCAUGUGAAUACUACUAUGUAGAAAUAAAACCUAGACCUUGAGCGAACAUCUGUAUAUUGGUUGAAAACGAUAGUGGUAACCAUUGAUCCCCCUUCAUUUGAUGUUUGGAAAAUUCCAGUAAUUAUCAUUUUUGCAACGAAUAUGGAUACCACAUAGUACUUUGGUGUUACCUGCUUUUGAAAAAUAAAGUCUUUGGUUCACCCGGUGAACUAUUUAUGAGUUCUUUUGGUGUGAAGAAAGGGCUCAUGUUGCAUUUCCAGCCAUUGCUACAAAGAACCUUUAUUUGUUCAGUAACGGUAGAAAAUCCUUCCCGAUUAAAAACUUCAGACUUGCUGAAUAUCCUGCAAUGUCAAGAUGACCGAUGUUGAGUUGGGUGGAUUUGCUAACGAGUCAGAUUUGAACAUGAGGCUAUUGGAACCCAAUAGGCGUCAUUGAUGGCGGCAAGCCAUAGCUUUCAAGUUUUAAUAAAAUGCACAAAAGAGAA
This is a messenger RNA of Homo sapiens (human), 3993 nucleotides long. RefSeq names its product lipopolysaccharide induced TNF factor (gene LITAF). The coding region runs from base 1593 to 2078 and encodes 161 amino acids. The record is from RefSeq and is a predicted model, not a curated record. Gene Ontology annotation, cellular component: cytoplasm; lysosomal membrane; late endosome membrane. The transcript has 4 exons. Lineage: Eukaryota; Metazoa; Chordata; Mammalia; Primates; Hominidae.